Acaulospora morrowiae is the source of this 464-nucleotide messenger RNA. The record is from the annotation of a GenBank genome assembly. Lineage: Eukaryota; Fungi; Glomeromycota; Glomeromycetes; Diversisporales; Acaulosporaceae.
AACACCAAAUAAAUGCUACCUCUGCUAUAUAUCUUGGAAUGAAAGAGGACCGAUGGAUUCCACAAACCGAAUUAAGGUCAAUUGUAGACCGAGUUGUAACUUCUGCUAGCAAUGUAUACAUGGAGGGUUCAUCGCGCCAAUUAAGAAUUUUACGAAUUUCCCCGCAGUUUGAUAUUGCUUUUGAAGGAGUUUGUGCUUUAUAUGAUAUGGGAGCGAUCAAGACGGAUGUGGAGAAACCGCUUAGUUCUGAUCAGAUUAAGAACAAUGUAGAUUACUUGAAAAGGAAACUCGGAAACGACACUUCUCCACUUUAUCAACGUUUAUACUCUGAUGUAAAUGAGAUCUCAGUUCACAAUUUAACUUGGAAGGACCCCUUAGCCAGUCAAGUUAUUAGCGACACAUCAACCCUCGUACAAAAUUUGCCUGGAAAUCUAAAAAAAGCAUUUAUGGUAUGUAACUAUUAA